Gregarina niphandrodes is the source of this 2442-nucleotide messenger RNA. Its product is annotated as putative transmembrane protein. Gene Ontology annotation, cellular component: plasma membrane. Lineage: Eukaryota; Apicomplexa; Conoidasida; Eugregarinorida; Gregarinidae. The coding region runs from base 1 to 2442 and encodes 813 amino acids. The record is from RefSeq and is a predicted model, not a curated record. The transcript has a single exon.
AUGUGGGGGGUAGGUAAAUGGGUUGUAUGUUUGGUUGGUUACGGUUUUCCUUUGGUGAAGCUGAAUGAAGGGAGUGGGGCAUCAGUGGAUCCCUCGGCCCAAACGGUUGACAACCAGCGAUACUGGAGCGCGUUUAAGUCGCUGGGAGGUUGGACACCCUUCGGAACAAUUGACUACAACCUUGAUGGGACUCAAGACCUAUUGCUAUAUCAGGAAUCAUCAGGCACUACCCAAGUAAAGGUUGUGUGUAGACAACCGGACAACCACCCCUGGUCGGUCUGCGGUUCAUUCCGACUACCGUUGGCCCACUCAUUAUUUCUCCGGCCACUUCAGAUCGAUACUAACACCAAAGGCGUCAACGGAAAGGGCGUUGCCCGCCACAACGUUAAUGCGGGCGGCCCUAGUGCUGUUCAGAUCGUAACUAUAUCAAGUAAAACCGAUGCAGGACCGUCUCCCUCAGGCAUCGGGAAAGCCGUCGGUAACGUCGUCGGAAACGUGGUUGGCAAUGACGACAAGUCAAGUUGUGUCUUGCAAUCCUUCGUACUGAAUGAGCGUGACUUGGGAAAAAAGGAUUUUGUCUCUAGCUGGUCAGAAUCAAUUGACUGUGAGACCAAACCGAUAUUCUUGGACAUAGAUUUCGAUGGACUUACGGACAUGCUUGGCUCGUCUGAGGCCAGCCGGGCUGGUUACAUAAAUCUCGGAAAUGGCUCGUUCGAAAAGAGGGGGUGGGAGGACAUGUCGGACUACUUUGAUCUUACAAAUUAUUCGAACCGAGACCGAUUCCCUGUAGACUUAUAUUCCUUUGAAGACGACAAGUCCAACGAGGACUUCCUGUCCAGCAUCGACUCCGCCGUUGGGCACAACUCCUCGGUCUCAGACAGCAAGGGCUUCUUUGGGUGGCUGCGAUCGUUUGUGGAAGAGCCCUCCGCCGAGAACACCGUAAAACACUACCUCAAGGAGCACCUGGAGGACUUUAAGAAACACAUGGUGGGACUCUACUCCCAAACGGGCAACGGGCAGUGGACGCCGCGGCCGCUGCCGCUGCACUACCCUGCUCGCAUUGCGCAUUCGGUCUCUGGGCAUGCCCAAGUCGACAUGGACGGAGACUGCAUGGCGGACUUGGUACUCAUUGUGGACAGUCCAGAUUUUGAGAGCCGGCAGGAACUGGAGAUCUGGCUAACGGAACCGAACGCGAACGGCGCCGGCGCGGUCCGGCGGAUGUGGCGGAGCCAGCGGCUGUUGUUGCCCGACAACCUCUUGAGUGUAUACCUUACGGACUUCAACGGUUCCGGCGGGGCCGACCUAUUGGUGCUGGCGGGGCUGCAACCGCGGUUAUACCUGUUCCGCAUGCUGCACGAAUCGCAGGAGUUGCCCGGCGGUCUUUGCGGGAACAGCUUCCACUUUUCCUUCGGCGGUAUGAACGGACGCGUCCAAAGUGACUUCAUGACCGUUACGCCGAUAGCGGAGGAGUUGGUCACCAAGCACCUGCAGGUGCUGGACGUAGACGGGGACCGCUAUGACGACGUGGUCACGAUUGUGCAAAAACCGGCGGGUCGUCGCAGUGUGCGUGUUUACCGUUCCGUGCCCUGGGGCGGCGGUAGCGACCGCGGGAGUGACCGUGGUGGCGCACAGAACGCUAGCGGCGGCUGGUUCGCGGGUCCGUGGUUCGGCGGCCGCGCAAGUUGGUUCGGUGACUGGUGGCUGCGGCUAUGGUGGGCGGGAAGCUCAGCAGCCCCGUCUUCCGUAAACCGCGCGUUCGAGUCUUACUAUGAGCUGGACCUGCGCGACAACCCCGUGAUCGCCAGCGGCUGGCUCGACUCGGGGCACUUCUUGGUUUGGCAUGGCGCCCCCGGCAACCCGCUCACGGCUUUCGCACAGACCGGUUUCGACGGCGAAAUGGGGUACGCCACCCGCGUCCAAGUCUACGGCGCCCAGUGCCUCGGCCGCAAAGCUGCCCUGCCUCUCAGCGGCGCCGUAGUCGCCCUCGCACCCCCCGGCAUGGACGGCGUCCGUCUCCCCGUGCGCCGCACACUUUCCACCGCCGACUCCGCCUCCCCAUUCCCGCCGGCCGUCCUAACCGCCGGCUUCGGCCAGUCCAGCAACUACAUCGACGUCGCCAACGUCGGUCUGCCCUACACCCACGCACCACUCCACGAGUGCGGUGAAUACCAACGGCUACCCAUCAUUGCCAAUGCUACGCGCCCUGCCCUCGCUGCGUUCGCCCGCACUUGGACCGCCGUUAUGCCCAACUGCCAACUCCUCAUCACCGUGCCAGCCAACCGCUGGAAAACAGACCUCUGGAGACUCAGCCUCAUACUCUCGCCCGGCCGCCAGGCCGCCAAGGUCUUCGUCGGCAUGCUCCUCGCACUCGCACUCGUCGGCCUAUUUAUCGGCACACACACCCAGGACACCAAACGCAGAGCAAAACAGGCUUUUAUAUGA